Molecule: messenger RNA, 3755 nt
Organism: Dromiciops gliroides (monito del monte)
Lineage: Eukaryota; Metazoa; Chordata; Mammalia; Microbiotheria; Microbiotheriidae
Gene: RGL1
Product: ral guanine nucleotide dissociation stimulator like 1
Exons: 20
Coding region: 315-2723 (802 amino acids)
Biological process (GO): positive regulation of GTPase activity; Ras protein signal transduction
Cellular component (GO): plasma membrane
Molecular function (GO): guanyl-nucleotide exchange factor activity
Source: RefSeq, a predicted model, not a curated record
GAUCAUUGUAAAGUUGCCGUGCGAGGCUCUCGGCAGCGGGAGUAGUCCAGGAGGUAUUCACUUGACAGCUUGCCAUUGUAAACUCUGACGGGAGGGAGACGUCAGUGCGCAGGAAAGGCAGCCUUUGGUUAUCCUGAUGAAAACAGCCCAGGGUCAUGGAUCCAAAUAAUUGGGGAUUAGUGAUGUUUCCAGCCCAUCACCAAUAGACAUCAUCCUGAAAAGCAAGUUGGUGAAGAUGUGGCCUUGGAACAACUGCUGCAGAUGCUAUGGCCACAGAUCUAUAAUGCCUCAGCCCUGACUCUUGUUCUUCCAAGAUGGAGGGGAAGAUUAUAGGAGAACCCAUUUCUGCAAUGUCAAAAUCCAAAGUUUCCACUAAGAUGGAGAACACAGGACAGUGGUUGGUUGAGGAUCAUGCACAAAUAUGGGAUGUUUUAAAGACUGAGGAGAGCUCGAUUCAGGACUGGGGUGAAGAGGUAGAGGAAGGAGCUGUUUACCAUGUCACCCUCAAAAGAGUCCAAAUCCAACAGGCUGCCAAUAAAGGAGCGCGAUGGCUAGGGGUUGAAGGGGACCAACUACCUCCUGGACAUACGGUCAGCCAGUAUGAGACAUGUAAAAUCAGGACCAUAAAAGCCGGUACCUUGGAGAAACUAGUGGAGAACUUGUUGACAGCUUUUGGAGACAAUGACUUUACCUAUAUCAGCAUCUUCCUGUCGACUUAUAGGGGUUUUGCCUCCACUAAAGAAGUACUGGAGCUGCUCCUGGACAGGUAUGGCAACCUGAAAAACCCAAACUGUGAAGAAGAUAGAAGCCAAAAUUCAUCAGAAUGCAAGACAGUGCUCAGGAAUGCCAUAGCCUCCAUUUUGAGAGCCUGGCUGGACCAGUGUGCUGAAGACUUCCGUGAACCGCCUCAUUACACUUGCUUGCAGAAACUGCUGGACUACCUUAAACGUACUAUGCCAGGCUCUGAUCCUGAAAGAAGAGCACAGAACCUUCUGGAGCAGUUUCAGAAACAGAAAGUGGAAACUGACAAUGGGUUUCACAAUACUCUCACCUUCAAUCUGGAAGAAGAGGAGCCAGAGGACAGUGGAUCAAGUGAAUUCACUUUAUUCCCAGAAGAUCUCGUGGCAGAGCAGCUGACCUACAUGGAUGCAGAACUGUUCAAGAAAGUAGUACCACAUCACUGCCUGGGCUGUAUUUGGUCUCAAAGGGAUAAGAAGGAAAACAAACAUUUGGCUCCCACCAUCCGAGCCACCAUCUCUCAGUUUAAUACCCUCACCAAAUGCGUCGUCAGCACCAUCUUGGGAGGCAAAGAACUCAAAACUCAGCAGCGGGCCAAAAUCAUCGAGAAGUGGAUUAACAUUGCCCACGAAUGUAGGAUCCUGAAGAAUUUUUCCUCUUUGAGAGCCAUCGUUUCAGCCCUGCAGUCUAAUUCAAUUUAUCGGUUAAAAAAGACUUGGGCUGCCGUCCCAAAGGACAGAAUGUUGAUGUUUGAAGAACUUUCAGAUAUCUUUUCAGACCAUAAUAAUCAUUUGACCAGCCGGGAAUUGCUCAUGAAGGAAGGCACCUCAAAAUUUGCAAAUUUGGAUAGUAAUGUGAAAGAAAACCAGAAGAGGACCCAAAGACGGCUUCAGCUGCAGAAGGAUAUGGGAGUCAUGCAGGGAACUGUGCCCUACCUCGGUACCUUCUUGACUGACCUGACCAUGCUGGACACUGCUCUUCAGGACUACAUUGAGGGUGGACUGAUCAACUUUGAGAAGAGGAGAAGAGAGUUUGAAGUCAUUGCUCAGAUCAAGCUACUUCAGUCAGCCUGUAACAGCUACUGUAUGACCUCAGACCAAAAGUUCAUCCAGUGGUUCCAGAGACAACGACUCUUAACAGAGGAAGAAAGCUAUGCCCUCUCUUGUGAGAUUGAAGCUGCUGUGGACACCAGUGCCACCUCACCAAAGCCUAGGAAGAGUAUGGUGAAGAGACUUAGCCUCCUGUUUUUGGGCUCAGAUGUGAUCAACAGCAGCACACCCACCAAAGAGCAGCCUAAAUCAACUCCCAGUGGGAGCUCUGGGGAGAGCAUGGACUCCGUCAGCGUGUCAUCAUGCGAGUCAAACCACUCAGAAGCUGAGGAGGGUUGUAUCACACCUGUGGACACGCCAGAUGAGCCUCAGAAAAAGCUCUCUGAAUCCUCCUCGUCUUGCUCCUCUAUCCAUUCUAUGGACACAACUUCCUCAGGGGUGUCGUCUUUCAUCAACCCUCUUUCCUCCCCGCCGGUCAUCAACAACAACCCGAAAAACCACAAACGCUCCAUCUCUGUCACAUCCAUUACCUCGACCGUGCUGUCUCCAGUUUACAAUCAACAGAAUGAAGACACUUGCAUAAUUCGGAUCAGUAUAGAAGACAACAAUGGGAACAUGUACAAAAGCAUCAUGUUGACAAGCCAGGAUAAAACUCCAGCUGUUAUCCAGAGAGCCAUGCUGAAACACAACCUGGACUCGGACCCGGCAGAGAAUUAUGAGCUUGUCCAGGUCAUCUCAGAGGACAAAGAAUUAGUCAUUCCAGAUACCGCAAAUGUCUUUUAUGCUAUGAAUAGCCAGGUGAACUUUGACUUCAUCCUACGGAAAAAAAAUACUGUGGAUGACCAAGUGAAACUGCGUAGUCGAACCAGCUUAACCCUGCCCCGGACAGCAAAGAGAGGCUGCUGGAGCAAUAGACAGAGCAAAAUCACCCUCUGAAAGGGGCUCGGGAGUGACUUACAGUUUGCCAAAGCAGGGAAUGGGACCGAGAAGGUUGGCAAAAGUAUCUCAGCUACCAUCCAGUAUUAGGGAGACUUCAUCUAUUUUUUUUUUUUUUUGGUGAGGCAAUUGGGGUUAAGUGACUUGCCCAGAGUCACACAGCUAGUAAGUGUUAAGUGGCUGAGGCCGGAUUUGAACUCAGGUCCUCCUGAAUCCAGGGCCGGUGCUCUAUCCACUGCGCCACCUAGCUGCCCCCAGCCUUCAUCUAUUAAACCAAUAUUUAUUGAUCAUCUGCUAUGUGUAUGGCACUGUGCAAGACACCUUGGGGAAUACCAAGAUCAGUUAGUGAUGAAUGGGAUGAACUACUACUGCGGUGUUCCUCUUUGACCAACUACCCACAUAUAGAAAUAUAUAUGCGUAUUUGUGUAUGUGUGUAUAUAUACAUAAACAUAUUUUAUAUAUAUAUAAAUGUAUAUAUAUAUAUAUAUAUAUAUAUAUAUAUAAAAAGAACUCUAUGGGAUAUUCUGGACUAUGGGAAAAAAUUUGCACAUUGGCCUAGGAUAAUAUGGUCGUUUUUCACAGGGAAAAAAAAGAAGGAACUGAGAAGCAUACACAGCCUUACACCUUCCGAUUAAGCGGAAUCAAAUCCUAGGAAUAUGAGUUUUCCUUUGUGCCAGUGUUACUUAUGACAUGAACUUCAAAUUUUAUUUUUCUAAGAGGAGAAAAACCUCUCAAAAUCAAGUGCCACCACAAACAAACAAAUGCGGGACGAGAAGAGCCGCCACCAGCUGCAUGAAAGACCAAUUUGGAAAGGGUCUGGAUAAGCCGGUGUCCCACAGCGUUUGCCUGCACAGGUCACAUUCUGUUGGCCUGGGCUGGGGAAUAGGGAAGGGCCUUAGGUUUUCCCCCAGCAAAAAAAAACAAAAAACAAACAAAAAAAAAACCACAAUAAAUAACAAUGAAUAAAUAAAGCCAGAAGCUCAAUUGGAAAGAGUGCUAGAUUUUGGAGUUUGGAGGACCUGGGUCUCAAUC